AUGGAAAUCGAGGACGACGACGAUGCGGCGGCGGUGGCGGCGAGGUGGCCGAGUUCAUUCAAGCGCCGCCACCUCCUCCAGUUCCUUCUCCACGCCUCCAAGGUGAGCACUAUUCUGUGCCUUUUGUUCCCAAGCGGCCAAGCCCAACUUCAAAACCCUGAUAGACCUGAGCUGCAACAUCCCACGAUUUCCUCGCAGCGGCUCGACCUCCGGCCCAUCGUCAAGUACGCCGCGCUUACCUUCUUCGCCGGCCGCUUCCUCCCGGCGCUCCCGAGGAAGAUGGGGUUCUGCGGCGCGCGAAGCGGCCGAGUCGUCAGGUCCUGGCUCCUCGAGCCCCUGAGGGACAGCAACCUCGAGCUAUUCGCGCUCGUCGCGGUGUGGAUUGCCAGCAAGAUCCACGAUCGGAGGCCGAUGUCAGUGAAGAGCCUCAAAGCCCUGGGUGAUCGCAUCAUUGCCGACCAGCAUUUCAUGUGCCGCGAUUUCGCCACUGCUGAAUUGGUGUUCUUGGAGGUAGUGGAUCACAACAUUGGAUCUUCAAGCAUUGCUUUCAUAUACCUGGAGGAGCUUCUCAUCCAUUUCAGGGAAAUAUCAAAAUUAGGUGAACUUUUGGAUCUGGAAGUGUGCAUGGAAAUUUUGGACAUUCUGUAUGAAACAGAAGAUACCUCAUUACUUUUCAAUUCUUCCUGCUCACUUGCUGCUUCCACUCUUGUUGCUGCAUAUGCUAUAUCAGUUCCUAAGCAAACAUGGGAGUUUCCAAUCCUUCCUUGGGUCAGGUUUGCUACAUCGUACGAUGAAGAGGAAAUCAUAAAGAUUGUUCUGACAAUUCUCCUGCAUGUGCUCAAACCGGAUGAGAUCAAAGAGAAGGACAAGGGAGGUUUUGAUGCCAGAUGUUUGUCGACCCAUGGCCAUGGGUAUGGGUUCUCUUCAGAGUUUUCCCAUCACUCAUCAGCGUCGCCUCGAGCUGUCCGAUCGCUGCGCAGGAGCUCCCGCGAUGGCGUCCGGUUCACCAUCCUUAAAUCGUCUGGUUCACCAUCCUUAAACCAGAACCACCAUUAUCUGACAUUUGCUUUCUUAAAAGCUGAGGGCAAAAACGCUUGA
Messenger RNA from Miscanthus lutarioriparius, 1098 nucleotides. The record is from the annotation of a GenBank genome assembly. Lineage: Eukaryota; Viridiplantae; Streptophyta; Magnoliopsida; Poales; Poaceae.